AUGGCCGAAUUUCAAUCUCUAACGACUCUUAUCAAACGCUUAGAAGCAGCUACUUCUCGACUAGAAGACCUAGCUACUUCUAGUGGUUCAAAUGUUAGUGUGAAUAAUUUUACCUCACCUUCUAGCAAUGUCGUUGCAUCAAAAUCAGAACUUUUACCCGUUCUUGAAGCAUAUGACGAAUUAAUUGAAGGUUCAUUGAAAAAUUUUCUUGAACUCUCUAAAACCAUAGGCGGUCUCGUUCUUGAUCAGAGUCAUUCUGUUGAAGAUGCCUUUGUAGCCCAGCGCGAUUUUAUAUAUAUUUCUACACAAAGCAAAAAACCUGAAGUUUCUAAAACUAUUGAAUUGAUUGGACCGACUCAGCAAGCUCUCAAAAAAGUCUAUGCAUACACAGAAAAUAAUCGUCCAUCUCCUUUUUUCAAUCACCUGUCUACGGUCAGUGAAGGUAUAGGUGCGCUGGGUUGGGUUGCUAUUGAACAAAAACCUGCACCUCACGUUGGUGACCUGAAAGAAAGUUCUCAAUUUUACGCGAAUCGUGUAAUUACAGAAUUUAAGGACAAGUAUGAGAUCAUAAAGCUUCAAAAUUAUGUUAAGAAAUUCCACACCACAGGCCUUGCCUGGAAUCCAAAGGGUGCAGACCCAGAAACAUUUAUUGGUCGAAAGUCUACAGAAUUGAAGAGUGCAUCCUUGCCAUCGUCAACAGGUAUUACAUCUACUUUGAAGAAAGUUGAUAAGAGCCAAAUGACGCACAAAAACCCAGGUUUACGAGCAGGCGGUACGGUUUCCGACGUUGGAGCAACUAAACUUCAAAAGAGAGGGCCUACUGCACCACCAAAACCUGCAUCAUUAUCUCUUAAAAAACCCCCCAGAAAGAUACUCGAGGGUAUUAAAUGGACGAUUGAAAAUUUUGAAAAUGACUCCAUAGUAGUUGAAGAAACUGCCAUUAAUCAUGCCAUAUAUAUAUAUGGUUGUAAAAACUCAACAAUACAAGUUAAAGGAAAAAUUAAUACAAUUACCCUUGUUUCGACUGUUGAUGUCGUAAAUUGCAAAUCUUUUCAACUUCAAAUUCAAGGAAAGACGCCAACUAUUGUAAUUGAUAAAACCGAUAGCGGUCAAAUAUAUUUAUCUGAAGAAUGCCUUGAAGUUGAAAUAUUGACUUCCAAAAGUUCUUCGAUUAAUGUUAAUCUACCAGGAUUAGGCGAAGAUGGAGACUAUGCUGAAAGACCUAUUCCUGAACAGAUAAAAAGUACAAUCGUGGAUGGAAAGAUUAAUUCGGUUCCCAUGGAAUUUUCGGAAUGA
Messenger RNA from Acaulospora colombiana, 1296 nucleotides. The record is from the annotation of a GenBank genome assembly. Lineage: Eukaryota; Fungi; Glomeromycota; Glomeromycetes; Diversisporales; Acaulosporaceae.